Xenopus laevis (African clawed frog) is the source of this 1788-nucleotide messenger RNA. It is a transcript of the gene tmod3.L, whose product is annotated as tropomodulin 3 L homeolog. The record is from RefSeq and is a predicted model, not a curated record. NCBI's taxonomy places the organism in Eukaryota, Metazoa, Chordata, Amphibia, Anura, Pipidae. Gene Ontology annotation, molecular function: tropomyosin binding. Gene Ontology annotation, biological process: pointed-end actin filament capping; muscle contraction; actin filament organization. The coding region runs from base 212 to 1246 and encodes 344 amino acids. Gene Ontology annotation, cellular component: myofibril; striated muscle thin filament; cytoskeleton. The transcript is spliced from 10 exons.
ACACACACUACAAGCCCCAAGUUCCCUUGCGCGAUGUGGCCAGGGAGUGGCUGCGCAUGCGCACAUUUACAGCCGAAGUAAGCUUGAGUGCUGUGGUUGCAUCGGCUGGCUGGUGUGUGCGGCUUGCUGGCACUUCUCCUGGGGUAGAUAGCAGCGAGAGGAACAAAGAAUAGCUAAAUAUUGGAAGGAGCCCACUGGAAUCUGCAGAACCAUGAGCCUUCAAAUUAAUCAAGACAAGUACAGGGACCUUGAUGAAGAUGAACUGCUUCGGAACCUGUCUGAAGCUGAUUUACAACAACUAGAAACUGUUCUAGAAGAUUUGGAUCCUGAUAAUGCACUGCUGCCAGCAGGUUUUCGACAGAAAGACCAGACCAGUAAGGUGCCCACCGGAUCUUUUGACAGAGAUCGUCUGCUGGAAUUCUUGGAGAAGGAUGCACUCUCUCAGAAAGACAGGGAGGACUAUGUGCCAUUUACUGGAGAGAAAAAAGGGAAAAUAUUUGUUCAAAAACAAAAGCCCUUGGACUUCCGUAAAGAAGAGAAGAUUUCUCUUGAUCCAGAACUUGAAGAGGCAUUGACUAGUGCUACUGAUACAGAGCUGUGUGACCUUGCAGCUAUCCUUGGAAUGCCCACCCUGUUGCCAAGCGGUGGCACCAGCAACGGUUACGAUUGCCAAGGAUUCCCUAAUGUGGUCAAAGCAGAACCUGUUAGGCCCAUUUUUGAUGAGCCUCCAAAUCCCACUAAUGUGGAAGAGACUUUGAAAAGAAUCCGAGACAAUGACGCACGCUUGACUGAGGUUAACUUGAACAACAUUAAGAAUAUUCCUAUUCCGACGCUGAAAGAUUAUGCAAAGGCAUUAGAGAAGAACACCCAUGUCAAAAAAUUCAGCCUUGCAGCAACAAGAAGCAAUGAUCCUGUAGCCGUGGCAUAUGCCGACAUGCUGAAAGUAAACAGAAAUCUUCGAAGUUUUAACAUUGAAUCUAAUUUUGUCACUGGAGCUGGAAUAUUGGCCUUGGUAGAAGCACUGAAAGAAAAUGAAACCUUGCAAGAGAUCAAAAUUGAUAAUCAGAGACAACAGCUAGGAACAGGAGUGGAAAUGGAGAUAGCACGUCUGCUUGAGGAAAACCCAACAAUUCUGAAAAUCGGCUACCACUUUACACAGCAGGGACCACGGACAAGAGCAGCAGCUGCAAUAACAAAGAAUAAUGAUCUUGUGAGAAAACGGAGAGUUGAAGGGGACCGUGAAUAAACAUUUAAACCAACCAGGAAACAUUGUUUGGAGAUUUCAAGGUCAUCCGCGGUGAUCCUCCUCCAUUCGGGGUUAUUUGUUGAGGACUUCUUUGGGCUGGGAAGAAGGGAAGAUACUGGAAAACUGCAAACCAAUGUCUGAUUGUGCUUGUCAUUCUUAACGCAUUGCGGAAAAACAUAGCGUCUAUAUUUGAAUUCAAAGCCUUUCCCCAAGAAUACACUUGCAACAUUCCAUAUGAAGUGACGCCAUGAGGAAAGUGUAGGAAAUCAGUUCUGGUUAUAUCCGUGUUCAGAUGUUAAAACAUUGUUUUCUUACAAAGGAAAAGCUUGCUAAAGAGAUGGCCAGUUAUUUGUUUUACCUGUUCGGAGGUCAAAGGGAAUGUCUUCAAGAGAAAUCAUUGAAAAAAAAAAUAUAUAAAUAGCCUGUUUUUAAGUAGGGUUCCAUAUGAAUUCUCCUUUGCCUAGACUAUAAGGGUAAUAGCACACAUGAGUUUUAUGGAGUUGUCACUGCUUAUAUCAGGGAAAUGUUAGCAAGACCAAAAG